Molecule: messenger RNA, 1688 nt
Organism: Punctularia strigosozonata HHB-11173 SS5
Lineage: Eukaryota; Fungi; Basidiomycota; Agaricomycetes; Corticiales; Punctulariaceae
Product: cytochrome P450
Exons: 10
Coding region: 41-1555 (504 amino acids)
Molecular function (GO): iron ion binding; oxidoreductase activity, acting on paired donors, with incorporation or reduction of molecular oxygen; monooxygenase activity
Source: RefSeq, a predicted model, not a curated record
AGCGUCAGGCUUGGUUGCAGUUGUGUCGCCUCGCCUGAAGAUGUUAUCUGCGCUGGAGCUCCUGGAAGCUGUCGCUGCUCUCUUACCUUUGUUCGCUUGGUGUUAUAAAACGUCGUCACACCGAGAGCCUUAUCCUCCAGGACCGCCUCGCAAACCUGUACUUGGAAAUCUGCACCAACUACCCGAGAGUCAUCCAUGGCUUACAUGGGCUGAGUGGUCGAAAGUCUACGGCCCAAUACUAUACCUUCGUCUCUUCACCCGACAGCUCGUUAUCCUCAACACUGCGAAAUCUGCAUACGAUCUUCUUGAUGCACGAGCUGAGAUCUACUCCGCGCGACCAGAAGCACCCUUUAACGGCAACAUAUGCAACCGCAAACACGCCGUGUUCUCCAUAUCCGACAAGCAUCCUCGUUUCAAGGUUUAUCGAAGGCUGCUCGCCACGAAUCUCAACCCGCGUGCCAUUGUAGGCUACCGCGACGUGCAAGCAUCGGAAGCUCGUGCUCUCGUUCGUCGGCUUUUAGAAUCCCCCGACGCCUACGACGAGCAUAUCCGGAGGAACGCCGCGAGCGUAAUCUUGUACCUUGCCUACGGCUACUCCGUCCAAGACGGAAAUGAUGCAAUGCUGCAAUUAGUGCGUGAUGCAUCACUUUCCGUGGAGGAGGCUGUGAAACCUGGCCGAUGGAUGGUGGACUCGUUUCCGAUCUUGCAAUUCUUCCCCGAAUGGUUACCGGGCACCUCUUGGAAGCGUAUCGGGGCAAGUUUCCGAGCGACCUUUGACCGGUUUCGUGACAUUCCGUUCGCGUGGACGAAGGAGCAAAUAGCAAAAGGGACAUGUACCCCAUCAUUCACCUCGCGAUGCUUGCUUCGAGAGGAUGGACGAAGGUUGACAGCUGAAGAGGAGGACAUUGUCAAGUGGGUGGCCAAUGGCCUGUACGCAGGGGGGUCUGACACGACAGGAGCGGCUAUGGGAUCUUUCUUCCUGGUUAUGGCAAGGUAUCCCGACAUUCAAUCUCGGUGUCAGGCCGAAAUCGAUGCGGUCUGCGGCCACGAGCGACUCCCGACCCUUGACGACCGCGAUGCUCUGCCGUACGUUGUUGCGACCAUCAAGGAGAUUUUGAGAUGUUAUCCCGUCGCCAACAUGGGCAUAGCGCAUAGAUGUACGGAGGACGACGUGUACAAUGGGUUACAUAUACCAAGGAACUCAGUGGUCAUCGCGAACAUUUGGGCGCUGCUCCAUGAUGAGGCAACCUACCCAGAUCCUUACACUUUCAAUCCGGAGAGGUUCCUCGGACCAAAUCCCCAAUUGGACAGUCGCAAGUUUGCCUUCGGCUUCGGGCGGCGUGCUUGUCCCGGCUUGUACUUUGCAGAAGCUUCCCUUUUCGUCAACAUUACCCAUAUUCUCGCCGCGCUGAUCAUCAGACCUGGCUUGGACGAAUAUUCAGGGCAAGAUAUCACCCCAGAACCACGGCAUUCUUCCGGCGUUGUCAGUCACCCAGAACCAAUCAAGUGUCGAAUUACGCUGCGUUCAGUGGCUGCGAGGAGACUGUUCGACUAAUAUAAGUUCAGUUUCUUGCAUAUUGAUAUGUGGAUUGCUGUGGACGAUCCGGACAGUCUCGCACCUUCAUGUAUUGAACAAGCCCAUCGUGUAUCGAUAGAUAGAUGCAAUCACAUUCGCUCAUGCCGGCUAC